AUGCGACCAUUCAACCCAUUCGAUGUCGAAGUCACGCCCGAAGAAAUACGGAGCUUCUUGCGCUAUGAGUUUCCUUUCGUACCGGAAGCUCCUCCUCGGAUGCCAAUACAGGGACUACAACAAUUGGCCCAAAAGUGGAUCAAUCUUCACGCGCAGGCUGAAGCAUCGAAACGCUCUCAAGGAAUCGGCCAGAAUGCUACUGAUAUCAAGCCUGUCCUCAACCGCGCGGUCCUUGAUGCAAGCAAGCAUACAGACAAGCCGACAAACUCCAGUUCAACGAGAGUCAUUCAGAAACCCCGCCCUUCAGAGUCGAGCUCAGCUGCGAAUGUCUCAAAAUCUCCCCCGCUUUCAGCUUUAGACAUCGAGAUCAACUUACUUGCAGACACUGGAGGCUCUACAAGUCUCAAAAGCUCAAGUCGAACUGUAUCUGGCAACAAUCGCAAGGAUGAAGCUCUUUCGGGCAGACAUGAAUCUCGGGCAGCUCCGACUCCAAAGAACAACCCAGUUCCGACUCCAAAAAAUAAGCCAACUCCGACUCCAAAACUUCAGCCAGCUCCGACUCCAAAAGCCAAGCCAGCUCCGACUCCAAAAGCCAAGCCAGCUCCGACUCCCAAAGCCAAACCAGCUCCGACUCCAAAAGCCAAGCCAGCUCCGACUCCAAAAGCCAAGCCAGCUCCGACUCCCAAAAACAAGCCAGCUCCGAUUCCCAAAAACAAGCCAGCCACCCAGAAUACGAUCACUCGGAAAUCAAAUCAAUUUGUAGCGGUCAAGCAACCUUUAAGCCCUUCUCCUAAGAACAGCGCUUUUCCUGGAUCUUCAGUUCAAAAAAAGUCGGGUUUGAAGUCCAGUCAAAGUUCUGCUUGUCAUAAAAGAGAUUCGGAUGAGGCGUUUUCAUCAGACACGGAACAAGAAUUAGCGAGCUUACCACCAACCCAAAAAAAGUCCAGCUCUUUGGCUCCUGUGAAAAAGGAUCCGAUCACUCGAAAAUCGAAACCAUCUAAGUCUUACCCACCUGCCAAAGUCCGUUUUUCGGCGCCUGACCUAUCUCAGGGCAGUGAUACCAGCUCACUCACUCCGCUAGAAUCUUCGGACUCAACGUUCGAUGUUGAGUGCGAGGAAUCUGUUCCGCAUUCGACUCCUUGUGAUCCGUUACCAGAGAGCACCGAGCCCUGCAACUGCGAGUGUCGCAAGGAAAUGAGCGGCUUGAAAUCUCGAGUCGAGGUCUUGGAAGGAUUCCUUCUCUAG
Melampsora larici-populina 98AG31 is the source of this 1245-nucleotide messenger RNA. RefSeq lists its product as uncharacterized. The record is from RefSeq and is a predicted model, not a curated record. NCBI's taxonomy places the organism in Eukaryota, Fungi, Basidiomycota, Pucciniomycetes, Pucciniales, Melampsoraceae. The coding region runs from base 1 to 1245 and encodes 414 amino acids. The transcript has 5 exons.